Molecule: messenger RNA, 570 nt
Organism: Rhopalosiphum maidis (corn leaf aphid)
Lineage: Eukaryota; Metazoa; Arthropoda; Insecta; Hemiptera; Aphididae
Product: methylosome subunit pICln-like
Exons: 1
Coding region: 1-570 (189 amino acids)
Biological process (GO): mRNA cis splicing, via spliceosome
Cellular component (GO): spliceosomal complex; cytosol
Source: RefSeq, a predicted model, not a curated record
AUGGAUACACUUGCUAGUUUUAAUGAAGAAGAUGAAUCAAUUCAGCGUUGUGAAUCUAAUAUUACACUUAUAGUUGAUGAGGUUACAUUUGGAAAAGGCACUCUGUAUGUCGCUGAAAGUAAACUUUAUUGGAAGAAUGGUGCUACUAAUCAAGUAGUUAGUAUUGAUUACAAAUCCAUGUGUGUAUUUGGUACAUGUAAUCAUCCAGUGGUACAUGAAAAGCCUUGUUUGCAAAUAAUUGUUGAUUUUGCUUAUAAACCUUCUGAUAGUAUACAACCUGAAAAUGGACAAAUCUUAAAUGGUGACAAUCAUAGUAAUGAAGAUGACAAUUCUGAAGAAGAUAAUGAAGACGAGGAAGAAGAAGAAAUGAAAUCUAAAAUAAAACUAGUACCCGAUAGUCCAGAAUGUCUAAAUGAAAUAUAUGAAGCAUUUACACGUGUCCAGCCAUUACAUAAUAGUAAUGAUGCAGACAGUGAAGAAGAAGCCGAAGAAGAAGAUUUUUAUUAUAAUGAAAAUGAUGAAUUUGAAGACUAUGAUGAAGAUGAUGCUGAACAAAUAUUGAGAAAUUAA